CAUCAAAUAAUUUACGCGAGAAUAUAAUAAGACUAUUUCUAAUUAGUGUACAAAAUUUUUCUAAAGUUUUCCCCCACCAUCAUUGACAUAGUUUCUCCAUAUUCCCCUCUUCUUCUCCUUCCAAGACCAAAGAUAGAAAAACCUUUUUUUUUUUUUUCUUUUUGAUGAAUUAUCUCUACUAGCUAUGAGGUGAAGAUCAUAUCAACUUAACCAUCAACGAUCUACCAUGGCUAGUACUAGCAACAAAGGUAAAGGAAUAGCAGAAGGAUCGUCUCAACCGCAACCACAACCACACCAACCGCAAUCACCUCCUAACCCGCCAGCGUUAAGCCGGUACGAGUCACAGAAAAGGCGAGACUGGAACACGUUUUGUCAAUACCUGCGUAACCAACAGCCACCGGUUCACAUCUCGCAGUGUGGCUCAAACCACAUCCUAGAUUUCCUCCAAUAUCUCGACCAAUUCGGGAAGACAAAGGUUCAUAUCCAUGGAUGCGUUUUCUUCGGACAGGUUGAGCCAGCGGGACAGUGUAACUGUCCUUUGAAACAAGCGUGGGGGAGUUUAGAUGCUUUGAUCGGACGGCUAAGAGCGGCUUUCGAGGAGAACGGAGGGUUGCCGGAGAGAAACCCUUUUGCCGGCGGCGGAAUUAGGGUUUUUCUGAGGGAAGUGAGAGAUUCACAGGCGAAGGCAAGAGGAGUUCCGUACAAGAAAAGGAAGAAGAGGAAGAAGAGGAAUCCAAUGAAGAGUCAUGAUGGUGAAGAUGGUACUACGGGAACUACUAGUAGCUCCAACUUGCCUUCUUAGCGGAAGCAAACAAAAUAUUAAUAAAACAACAGUGGGGUUAAUUAAUGGUAAGCAUUUCUUUAUAUAUAAUCGAUCUCUAUUUACUUACCACGUUUCUGAUCUGUAGCAAUUCUACAUAUGUAUUAAAUACAUCUUGAUAGUAAGCUUUUGUUGCAGACUUGAGUUUUAUACA
Molecule: messenger RNA, 974 nt
Organism: Arabidopsis lyrata subsp. lyrata
Lineage: Eukaryota; Viridiplantae; Streptophyta; Magnoliopsida; Brassicales; Brassicaceae
Product: protein LIGHT-DEPENDENT SHORT HYPOCOTYLS 7
Exons: 1
Coding region: 227-802 (191 amino acids)
Biological process (GO): response to light stimulus; mRNA transcription
Cellular component (GO): nucleus
Source: RefSeq, a predicted model, not a curated record